CUCCAAAUCAAUAAAUACCACUUUCAACUACACCAUGAGCAUAAUAAUACCACCCAUGUGGAGAUUGGUCAAUUGGUCAAGUGCCAAUAAUAUUUGAUUUGGGAUCUGUCCUAAUACACUAUACAAUACUUUCAUCUGGACUGUACAAAGUCCAACUACCUCCCAAUUCUCAAGUAUCUCAACUCAAACGCUUACACUUCAUUAAGAUUUUAAGAACAAAUGAAGAAUAAUUCAAAUAAACCCUGAGUCCUGAUCUUGUCUUUCUCAAAUUACAGCUACUGUAGUCUGUAAGGGGGAAUAAACAAUUUGGCCCAAUGGGUGGUGAUCAUCUUCCUUGUUCUACAUCUGAGGAUGAGUUAUCUUCUUUGGAUAGUGAAUACCGGGAUUACCCAUCUCAUCCUUCCUCAUUUUACAGGAAUUGUUCAAGGACAAUGAAUGAAGAUGAAUUGAUAAGUGAAUCAUAUGAGUUGGUUGAUGAAGUAAUUCAUGGAAUUUCUUCUAAUUCAAUUGAAAUGGAAGGAAAUCUAAGGAGAAGGAAGAUUGCAUAUGAUGAGAUUAUGAGGAACUAUGAUGAAUUAUGGGCUCGAAAACAUGGCCUUUAUCAAGCAAAGUUUAAAAUCUCGAGCUAUACUCCUGGUUCAUGGAUCAGUAAUGCUGGUGAGAAGAAGUUCAGCAAUUAUGUCAUACCAAAAACGACCGUGCUCUUACUAAUUGGUCCUAAAGGAUCUGGGAAAAGCAGUUUGAUUAACAGAAUAUCUAGAGUAUUUGAAGAUGACAAGUUUGCAUCCGAGAGAGCACAAGUAGCAUAUAACCCAUCUAUUGGGGAAGGGACCUUCUUCCUUCAAGAAUAUAUGAUUCCCCGAGGUGCAACUUCGUUUUGCUUGUUUGAUACGCGUAGUUUGUCUGAGAACUUUGCUGAUAACGAUGAAAUGCUUCAGCGUUGGAUGAUCAAAGGGGUUCGACACGGUGAGCUAGUUAUUAGGGAUUCAGAUUCUCCUGGUUUGAAAACGUCACUAGAAUGCAAAGCUCAUCAGAGUGGUAUUCCUUCGAGUGCGAUCAGAAAGGUUAACUUCGUUAUAUUUGUUGUUAAUGGCUAUCAAGUACUUCGAUCUAUGAAUUGUGACAAGAAAGAGGACAAAAGGUAUAUGGAAAUAGUGUCCGAAACUUUCAGCUGCCCGUAUUUGUCAUUUAAAGAUGAUAAACCGGUUAUUGUAGUCACACAUGGUGAUUUACUUUCUCUAGGAGAUCGAAUUCGUGUCCGCAUUUACCUAGGUGAGAAGCUGGGUGUGCCACCUGCAAAACAGAUAUUUGACAUACCAGAUAACUCUGAUUUGACAAGUGAACUGAUGAUCGUGGACAUGAUAAGAUACUCUCUGGAACACGCCGACAAGAAUAUCCCAUGCAAGGAGUCUGGAGAUUGGGUUGAUAGGAGUACUUUCUUUGUUAAGGGUUUCAAAGAUAAGGUUUCUGGAACAUCCUUGUUGACAUUGAUAAUUACGGCAAUACUCCUGGGAAUAGCAUGCAUCGCUAUGCCAACGAAUCAAGUUCAUAGAAAUGAUCAUCCACCGGUGGCAUCUACGAUAAAAUGGCCUUCAACUGAAUCACAAAAUCCUUUCAAGCUUCAGGACCCUCUAAUCACAUAUUCAUCAAAUUCCGACUCAAUUUCUACUGUAAACCAUUCUCAUAAAAGUCAAGCAUAUGAGAAUGUCGACUCUCAAACUACAUCUAUACCGUCUAUCCCUUCAGAAUCCGUUGUGGUGUCAUCCGAGCCAUCAACGACUCUAGCAGCUAAAUCUGAAUCAGCUUUACCCUUGAAAUCUUCAGCUGUUACAUCCCAGCCAAGUCUGCCCUCGAAAUCUGCUGUUAUUACAUCUGAGCCAACUUUGCCUUCAAAAUCUAGUGCAGAUUAUUUACAUAAACGGCGAGAUUCUCGAUCACCAUCUCCUAAGAAACGGCAUCCUGAAUCUGCUGUUAAAUGGCACAAGAUUCGUCACCUGUGGUUAGACUCGGAUUAAAUUCCACGUUGUAACUUCGUUUUUUGGGGCUUCAAGUUCAAUUUAGAUGAUGUUGUGAUGUGUAUGCAUGUAUAGCAACUUUCUAAUGUAUUAUAAAUAUACCUUGUGCUGAUUAGUUUCUCCUCCCAGUGUCAUGACAUUAAGUCUGUACUGUUAAGAGACGAUAGCAAUCUUCCGAGUGUAUGAGAUCGAUUGUAACCCGACAGAUAAAACAUAUGGAGCUAAUAACUGUUGCUGGUGUGCAAAUGACUACGUUUUGUUAAUCAAAUGUAAAACGUUUAAUUUUUUUUAUAUAACAACAAUCGACCCAAGUUCCUUCUGGGAAAA
This is a messenger RNA of Amaranthus tricolor (Joseph's coat), 2342 nucleotides long. RefSeq lists its product as uncharacterized. NCBI's taxonomy places the organism in Eukaryota, Viridiplantae, Streptophyta, Magnoliopsida, Caryophyllales, Amaranthaceae. The coding region runs from base 315 to 2015 and encodes 566 amino acids. The record is from RefSeq and is a predicted model, not a curated record. The transcript is spliced from 9 exons.